AUUAUAAUUGGGACUAGAAUUUCCAGGCUCCUCACGAAAAGUUAGUUACCACGAAGCGUUCCGUGCCCUUCCGAUAUAGCAGGGAGACAGACGAGAUUUAUUUGUAUAUCGAGAUAAUAUUGUUCUUCGAGCUCAGCAGUCCUUUUCGAUUGCAUUAUACUCAAGGCUUCCAUGGUCGUGCCAUCGCUGCCUGGCUGACUCGUUGAAUGUGAUAACAUCAUUUACGAGGAGAAUGGUUGCCUUCGUACCUUUGCUUUCUCCUCCCCUCUCUAAUUAUCGCCUCUCCUUUUUCUCUCUUCCUCCCUUCAUCCCCUUCGUUCUUCGCCUCCUUGUUUUGGUCAUCUUUAUCUUAUUUGAUCUACAUUUCACGUUUUCCCAUCAUAUAUCCAAAUACCACCCUCACUCCCGUCUAAAACAGGUCCAAAACGCACAGCUCAGGGUGGCACCCAGCCCACGGUGGGAGGCCAGUACAGUACGAUGCAGCCCCACUAACACACAGAAGCACUCUAGGGAACGCUGGAUCAACCUGAGGUGUGGGUGGGCGGCGGUUUUCCAAGCACCUAGGGUUCGCUGUUUCUGUCCCUGCUAGUGGCACCCAGUGCUCGUGUCUGGCCGACUGAUCAGGCCUGUGGGAGUGUAGAUUGAUUCACCUGGUAUCCUUGACGCCGGGAUUUUUGGUUUGGAUUGGGUGGUUGGG
Messenger RNA from Aspergillus ruber CBS 135680, 697 nucleotides. RefSeq lists its product as uncharacterized. The record is from RefSeq and is a predicted model, not a curated record. NCBI's taxonomy places the organism in Eukaryota, Fungi, Ascomycota, Eurotiomycetes, Eurotiales, Aspergillaceae. The coding region runs from base 233 to 589 and encodes 118 amino acids. The transcript has 3 exons.